AUGCCGAGUGCUGAAGCAUCCCCCAAAUACCAUCCAGGAGGGCAAUACGAGACCAAAACCACACCAAAUGGAGGAGGCGUAGUUAUAAGAGAUGGCGCAUCGUCCUUCAAAGAUGGUGAGCUGGAGAGUGAGCAGGAGGGUGGGUUUGAGGGUGAGCUGGAGGGUGGGUUUGAGGGUGAGCUGGCGGGUGGGUUUGAGGGUGAGCUGGAGGGUGGGUUUGAGGGUGAGCUGGAGGGUGGGUUUGAGGGUGAGCUGGAGGGUGAGUUUGAGGGUGAGCUGGAGGGUGGGUUUGAGGGUGAGCUGGCGGGUGGGUUUGAGGGUGAGCUGGAGGGUGGGUUUGAGGGUGAGCUGGAGGGUGGGUUUGAGGGUGAGCUGGAGGGUGGGUUUGAGGGUGAGCUGGAGGGUGAGUUGGAGGGUGGGUUGGAGGGUGGGUUGGAGGGUGGGUUUGAGGGUGAGUUGGAGGGUGGGCUGGAGGGUGAGUUGGAGGGUGAGCUGGAGGGUGAGUUGGAGGGUGGGUUGGAGGGUGAGUUGGAGGGUGAGCUGGAGGGUGAGUUGGAGGUGGGUUUGAGGAUGAUUCAGGACUUUGUCGAGUCUUAUGCCUUAGGCAGAUUAGAAACCUGA
This is a messenger RNA of Procambarus clarkii (red swamp crayfish), 621 nucleotides long. NCBI's taxonomy places the organism in Eukaryota, Metazoa, Arthropoda, Malacostraca, Decapoda, Cambaridae. The record is from RefSeq and is a predicted model, not a curated record.